Nicotiana tabacum (common tobacco) is the source of this 991-nucleotide messenger RNA. The record is from RefSeq and is a predicted model, not a curated record. NCBI's taxonomy places the organism in Eukaryota, Viridiplantae, Streptophyta, Magnoliopsida, Solanales, Solanaceae.
CUUACCUGGUUUCCUGUAUAUGUGACACAGGGAGGAUGACUUUGACUUGGAUCUUGAGGAUAUAAUGGUUAUGGAAGCCAUAUGGUUAUCCAUACAGGAGAAUGGCAGAAAUCGAACUAUGGACUACAGUGAUGUUGGUCCAUCAGAACAAUAUACAGCGGAUCAUCGAGGUGUCCCAGCAGUCAACACCCCUGCCGCUUCAGGAUCAUCUUCCUCUCCUUCUGGUGGUCUUGCUUGUGCAAUUGCAGCCCUUGCUGAGCGCCAGCAAAUGGGUGGAGAGUCCAGUAACUAUGAUCGGAGCAUGUCAUCGUAUAAUGAGCAUCUUGCUUGUGAUAGGUUUUCCAAUAGGGAGGAGAUAGAGAAUGAUGAUUACUCUCAUGCUGAGAGCACCAUGCAUGCGUCACCUGAAAGGCAGCUGGAAAUAACGAGGGACGAUGGUGAAUGGGCUGAUCACGGGUCCAUGGUUGCCGAAGUUGGAACUAGUUAUGCAGUCUCUGACGAAAUGGAAGAUGAUGCUUCAUUCCCUGUGCAACCCACCACCGGUUCAAUAGUUCCUGAGAAUUUUGAAGAGCAGAUGAUGUUAGCCAUGGCUGUUUCACUGGCUGAGGCAAGCUCGCGGUCUAGUCCACCUGGAGUGUCAUGGCACUAGUAGUGCUUGUGAUGUGGGGUUGAGUGGAUUCCCCUCAUAUUGCCUCGCCACUCAUCAGAAAGAAAAUGAAACAAAAAAAGACAAGAAAAAGAAAAUGCAACCAGUAUUUUAAUCUUCUUGUCCUCUACCUUUCCACCUCUCUGUUUUCCUACUUUUCCUCCCUUUUGUAGUCUGGUAUACUGCUGUACGAAAACAGAGAAAUUGAUUCUAGUGAAUGAAUAUUGUUUGAGCCUGCACAUAACAGGUUUAUAAGUUCAGCUCAUUUUCAAAUUGUAAAUAGUUGUCGAGUUACUUCAAGAUGUAUUUCAAGAAGUGGUUCUAUUGUGAAAAAAGGUGGAAGCA